AUGGUAGGAGAAACACACGGCCAAUGUCAGAUGGCCAAACAGAACCAACAUUUGACAGCUUUGCAAGAGGUUGAUCUGAUUGCACAGCUGAGGAAAAGAAAGAAGGCACAAGGCCAACGUCCACAGCCAGGAGAAAGGAGAUUUGGAGAUGCUCCAGAGGCUGUCUAUGUCGAGCCCAAGCCACCAGAUCCUUCAAGGAUCAAUCAAACCCCAACUUCUCAAACCCACAAACAUCAUGAAAAAGAGGAAGAGAGGCUUGCUUAUGCCAUUGAACAACUUAGAGAUGAUGCCUUUGAAUGGUGGGUACAAGAAGAAGGUGAUAGAUGGUUUUACAAAGAGCCAACUAUCAAAACAGGGAGAGCUCUUAAGGAAGUCAUGAGAUAUGAGUUUGCACCAAAGAUUACAG
Messenger RNA from Brassica rapa (field mustard), 406 nucleotides. RefSeq lists its product as uncharacterized. Lineage: Eukaryota; Viridiplantae; Streptophyta; Magnoliopsida; Brassicales; Brassicaceae. The record is from RefSeq and is a predicted model, not a curated record.